AUGAAGGCAGAGGCCGACGUGCCCUACGUGCGAAGCUAAAGCCCCAGUGGUCCCACGCGGCCACGCCUCGCAUAACUAACUAGAAAAAAAACGUCGCCGCGCUGCGGCCCGGCCAAGCGUGAGCCCCGCGCGACGCAGCCGCCGUGCAAGAGGACCUAAGAAUUAGAGCUCCUUGCGACGUGCAGCCAGUAGCCGAAGCGCGCGAAGCCAAAGAGAAAGCCAAAGAGAAAGCCAAAGAGAAGCCAUGGCUGCCGCCCUCGAGGCCAAGAUCUCGCGGCUACGGCUCGACGCGCCGCGCAAGGACGCCCCAGUCCCGACGGCGCCGAAGCCCUACACCGCAUUAAGUGUGGAGCAGUACGGAGCGGCCUGCCUCGGCUUGCGACGCGUCGGCCUGCCGGCGCAUGUCCUGCGAGGUGCCCUGGCGCCGUUCUGUUUACUGAGACGGACGCCGCGGGCGCCGCACCCGACGAGACGACGAGGCCACCCUUUACCUCCUCUCGUGCAAGCUUUAUAUAGGGCCCAUCCGUCGUUCCGAAGGGGUUUACAUGAUGCACUCGCCACGAAGGGUUCAAUCCCGUCCGGUCUGCGAGGCGUGGACAACGCCGACCCGCCCUGCGCGCGGAAGGCAACACAAGGUUUGUUACGUCUCUUCGAGGCCAUGGACCAAGAUUGCGCGUCGAGGGACCCGGACGCGUCGAUCGUGAGGCAUAAAACAGCAGUCUGCUGCCAGAAGCUCGCGGAGACAGCUCGCGCGGCAGGUACAACUUUAAAUAUCGACUCGCCGGCCGACUGGUUCCGCCUGGCGCACGUGGUCUUAUCUUGUUUGCCGGCGAAUGUAGUGAGACGGUCCUUCGUGGGCAUCUGCGGGCGGUUCGACCGGUACACGUUUCCGGAAUGUGGUCCGUGGCUCCGUGUGUUAUUUCAAGUCGCGUCGAUGGCGUCGACGCGGCCGUCAGAGAGUCAUUACGCGCGCAGGCCACGCCUUGCACGAGGACGACGACGCCGCCUGGAUUCAACAAGCUCCCGCCGAGCGCUGCUCGGACCUCAUCGGGGCGCUGCGGGCGCGGCCGCCGGCGGCGCCGCUGCACCGAGCGAACGCGGACGGACCCGCGCGCGUGCGCUGCCCGACGUGCGGCACCGCGGGCCCGGCCCUCCACGAGUCCUUCCCGCGCUUCACGCCCGUGCCCGCGGCGGCCGCGCCGCACCUGUUGUGGGUCAUCAUUUUGAGAAGUAGUGGUGCUGGUCUGAGUCGCCACCGAGUCGCCUUACCGUCGCGGGUGCUUUUUGAUGGAGAAACGGGCCAGCCCCGCGCUUUGAAAGAGAAGGAGGUCCCCCCGUCGAACGCCGUCGUCUAUGCGCUCGGCGCGGUCAUGCUCUUCCACUCGCGGAAGGAAAGGGGCGAUCCCGAGCCGGAGUUCGAGGGCGACAGCGGCGGCCGCUACUCCAUCUGCGUGAAUCUGGGGGCCCAGGACGGCUUCUACUGGAUCAAGCGGGACGACGGCGAGUCCCAACCGGUGCGGGGGCCCGAAGGCGUCGCGUUGUUGGAGACUCAUUGUCAUUCCGCGUUCUACGACGUCGAGAGUUCUGAAGGGGCGAAGGCGUGCGUCGGGGGCUAGUUUGUGUACAUAUAUCUUGCUUAUGACAAA
Pelagomonas calceolata is the source of this 1646-nucleotide messenger RNA. NCBI's taxonomy places the organism in Eukaryota, Pelagophyceae, Pelagomonadales, Pelagomonadaceae. The record is from the annotation of a GenBank genome assembly.